Molecule: messenger RNA, 657 nt
Organism: Moesziomyces aphidis
Lineage: Eukaryota; Fungi; Basidiomycota; Ustilaginomycetes; Ustilaginales; Ustilaginaceae
Source: the annotation of a GenBank genome assembly
AUGUCGAAUGCACCAGGCGCAAGCACGGCCGAGUUUGGCCAGCCACUGCGCAAGUUCAAGCUGGUGUUCUUGGGAGAGCAGUCGGUGGGAAAGACGUCGUUGAUCACGCGGUUCAUGUACGACACAUUCGACAACACGUACCAGGCAACCAUCGGGAUCGACUUUCUCUCCAAGACCAUGUACCUCGAAGACAGGACAGUCAGGCUGCAGCUCUGGGAUACCGCAGGACAAGAACGAUUCCGAUCGUUGAUCCCGUCGUACAUUCGCGACUCGUCGGUGGCGGUGGUGGUGUACGACAUUACGAACCGGGCCUCGUUCCAGAACACAUCGAAAUGGGUGGACGACGUGCGUGCGGAGCGCGGCAACGACGUGAUCAUCGUGCUCGUGGGCAACAAGACGGAUCUGAGCGACAAGAGACAAGUGACGACGGAAGAGGCGGAGCAAAAGGCGCAAGAGUUCAACGUGAUGUUCAUCGAGACGUCGGCCAAGGCAGGGCACAACGUCAAGGUGCUCUUCAAGAAGAUCGCACAGGCGCUACCGGGGAUGGACAAGGACGCAGAUGCUGCCAACGCCGGUGCCACCGCCAACAAGAACAUUGACGUGACCGCGGCACCAGCACAGACCACCAUGGAAGACGGCUCGGCGUGCAAGUGCUGA